Carya illinoinensis is the source of this 5118-nucleotide messenger RNA. RefSeq names its product putative pentatricopeptide repeat-containing protein At1g12700, mitochondrial. Bases 130 to 2010 code for a protein of 626 amino acids. The record is from RefSeq and is a predicted model, not a curated record. Gene Ontology annotation, molecular function: protein binding. Lineage: Eukaryota; Viridiplantae; Streptophyta; Magnoliopsida; Fagales; Juglandaceae. The transcript is spliced from 3 exons.
CGUUUCACCUGUUACGUUACCCUCUCGUUGUCUUGCUUUCCUUCUUCUUUGCCGCUCAACUCAACAAAACCCAGAAGCGGCCGAUAGCCAAAAUGAAACAUUAUUAGGGAAUAAAAAACGCGUAUAUUUAUGAUGUUGGUGCUGAGAAGCGCUUUUGUCUCUGCUUCUUCAAGAUUUGCUUCUGCUUCUCUGCUUGAGGACGGUACCACUAACAGACCCAGUAGCCUUUUUUCUUUCUUCACAAAUUAUCCAAUUGCUUUUGCUUCAAUGGCUUCCCUUCAUUCUCAAACUUCUUGUUCUACUACUAGUAUUAUUGCUAGUAGAAUAUCUAAAAAAGCAAAAAGACAUGCUCAGGCCCAGUUCUUGAAAUCUGUGAGGGAACAAUGUAAGUAUGGUAUGCUGACUAAUUUUAACGAUGCCCUCACCAUAUUCGAUCAAUUACUUCAAAUGGGUUCCCGGCCGUCUAUCGUGGAUUUCAAUCAGAUUUUAGGUAAAAUUGCGCACAUGAAGCGUUUUUCGGCCGUGAUUUCUUUAUAUAAGCAAAUGGGCUUGCGAGGAAUUAUGCCUGAUGUUUGUACUUUGAACAUUGUGACCAAUUGUUUUUGCAACUUGAACCGCUCGGAUUUUGCGUUUUCCUUACUGGGUAAGAUUUUGAAACUUGGGUAUGAGCCGGGUUGUAGGACUUUCACUACUCUGAUUAAUGGGUUUUGUAUUGAUGGUAAAAUAGUGAAAGCGGUGGAGUUGUUCAAUGCAAUGGUGGAGAUGGAGUAUUGGCCAGAUGUGGUUACUUAUGGGACGAUAACUAAUGGGUUGUGCAAAAUGGGUGAUACUAGUGCGGCUAUCGGGAUGCUUAGGAAGAUGGAAGAAGGAGGUUGCAAGCCUGAUAAAGUUGUAUAUAGCGCUAUCAUUGAUCGUCUAUGCAAGGAUGGGCAAGUUAUUCAGGGUUUGAAUCUAUUGUUAGAAAUGAUAGGUAAAGGUAUUUCUAUAGAUGUUGUCAGCUGUAAUUCCUUGAUUCAUGGGCUAUGCAAUUCGUAUCAAUGGGAAGAAGUUUCAGGUUUUUUGAAGGAAAUGGAGAGUAGGGACUUUGUACCAGAUCUAAGAAUUAUAUGUAUGUUGACAGAGAUGCUUUGUAAAGAAGGAAUGAUUGUUGAACCAAAAUAUGUGAUUGAAGUAAUGAUCCAGAGAGGUUUGGAGCCCGAUAUAGUCACUUAUAGCACACUUAUGGAUGCAUACUGUAUGCGGGAUCAGAUUGAUGAGGCAAGAAAAGUCUAUGAUGUGAUGGUUGAGAGGGGUUGCCAUCCCGAUGCUUGUUGCUAUAACAUCUUGAUCAAAGGAUAUUGCAGGAGUAGAAGAGUGGAUGAGGCCAUGAUUCUUAUUGAAGAGAUGUCUGUUAGGAGGCUGGUUCCUGAUUCUGUAACUUACAACACUCUUAUUGGUGGCAUGUGCCUUGUUGGGAGACUUAAAGCUGCACAAGAGCUUCUUAAUGAUAUGGAAGGUCAUGGUAAGAUUCCAGAUAUCUUUAGUUACUCCACAUUGCUGGAUAAGCUAUGCAAAAAUCAAGCUAUCGAUGAGGCUAUGAAACUUUUCAAAGCAAUUGAAAGUAAUAGGAUGGAUUCUGACAUUGUGAUUUACAGUAUCUUCAUUGAUGGUAUGUGCAAAGCUGGGAAACUCAAACUUGCAAGGGGAGUAUUUUCUGGUCUCUCGAAAAAAGGGUUAAAACCCAAUGUUAGGACCUAUACUUCAAUGAUUGAUGGACUUUGUAUGGAAGGGCUAUUGGAUGAAGCAAGGGAGUUACUCAAAAGAAUGGAUGAAAGUGACUGCCCACCAAAUGGUUGCACGUAUAAUGCAAUUAUCCGAGGAUGUCUAAGAAACAAAGAGACAUCAAGGGCAAUAGAACUUCUUCAAGUAAUGGCUGAGAGGGGUUUCGCAACAGAUUCUUACACUAAUAGCAUGUUAGUAGAUUUGCUGUCUACUGAUGGUCUACACCCUUCUUCUCUUGAAAAGCCUUAAGAGUUAUGUAUGAAGGCUAUUCCUGGUAUUGAACAUGAAGUUGAAGCAUCAGGCGAAAGUUGGCAGUGCAGUAAUCUUAAUGGAUUACUUUUCUGUGAAGCAGUAGCAGGUUGCUUUUUACUCCCUAGAAGUGUCAUCUUCGCAAUCUGCUGCAUGAAAAAUACCAAGUGCUUUAUCUCAAAGAUUAGGGAUACCUUAAAAAGUAUGAUCUUAUGGAAAAGGCUUGGAAAUCUUCUAGAUAAAAAAUGUUCAGGAACUUAGCUUGGAGUUUCAGCAUCAAUGAUCAAACUAAUUACAGUAAAAGGAGCUUUAAGCACUCAGGUAAAUAUUAAUUUAGCAACACUUUCAGAGACACAUGAUAAGUUGGUGAAAGCAGUACAUCAAAGCUUCAUGUGUCUUCUUGGACCAUGGUUAUGAUCCAAUGACCUUGCCAAUCUUCCAUCCAUAAUAUCAGAAGAUAAUUUUGAAUCUAUUUAGGUAUAUAAAUGUUCUUCACUCUGACGUGUAUAUUUGUAACAUAUUUACAUUAUAGCUUUUGGUUUGUGAUAUAAUCUAUAGCUUUUAAUUCAAUAGCUUUUAUUGAAUAGCCCGAUAUGUAAUCUACUGAUUAAUUAAAAAAAACCGAUUCAAACUCUACAUUAUUUAUGCCUCCUUCUCAUCAUCACUAAUUCAGGUUCAAUAUAUUUUCUUUCACUGUUGUCAAGUGAAGUGUAUCACCCUUUCUAAAGCUGUAAAAACCCAUUUUAGCCUUCGUUCUCUCUCUCAUUAUUCUGCUGUUAACCUAUCCAAAAAAAAAAAAAAUGGAAUAAAGAAAAUAAAAACUCACUUGACCAUUUUUUCUAUUAGUUUUCUAUGCUAGCUUCUUUGUUAAUAAUUUAGAUUUGGUGUAAAGAACUUAAUUGAAGUCAACCAGACUGCAGUGGGAAAAAGCUUGAUAUUUCUUCAAAAUUUCGCUUUGAAAACCACCAUUCUCAGUUGAUCUUUUAUUUUAUUUUUAUUUAUACUGUUUAUGUGGUGUUCUGUGUUGUAUAGUUUUUUUUUUUUUUUUAAAUGCAUUUCUUGUUGACUUGUUAUUUUGGUAUCUAAUGAUGUGGUCAGACUAGCUGCUUCCACUUGGGCUUUGGCUAGCUAGAAUCACUUUCAAUGCUCCAAGUCCAGAACUAAGCUCAAGCAUUCUCACCUCUGAUAUCUCCUGGUCAUGUCACCAAAAACCUUCCCCAAUUGACAGAACGUUCCACUAUCAACACUUGGAAAAGCAUCUUUCAAGGUGUAGUAAGCUUAUAUGGAUACUUUUUUAAAGAACCUAGAUUCAUGCCAUAAACUUAUGCUAUUUUUUGCAAUUACGAGGAAAUGUCCUUAAUAACCUCAAUUCAAGUGGUUCAUCAAUGGAGAUCUAUCAAGUUCAGGCAGAAGUUACAGAAGGUCAUUAGAAGUUUCACGAGGCUGCUGUCUUUUUUUCCUUUUUUCUUAUGUAGUAGUAAUUAUAUUAAAGUCAAUAAAUACAAAUGGUGGGGGAGGAGAACCUAACAAUCACCCCAAAGUAGCUAGCCCAAAGUGAGGUAAUAAUCAAUCAUAAAGCAGGAAAUGACUCCAAAGAAAUCUGGCUAAUUCCUUGUUUCUUGGUGUUACAUAGAGAUCUUACUACUAGUGGAUUUUGAGAGAGUUUACUAAUGGACUGCUGUGAGGUGCAAUCUGUAGAAGCCCAAUUGAAGCAGUUAUUGUUGAACUCUAGUCCUACGUUGUCGGUAGGAGCACAAAGCUCCUGGCAGAAACACACAAAAAGUAGAGAUUCUGUGAACCAUCCUCUAUGAGGAACUGGAUCUAGUACUGAUGAGGAUGGUGGAGCUGGACACCAGGAGGUUCUCAGCAAGGCAUAUAGGCACAUAGGUGGCAGAGUUUGGUGGAUUGGCGCAAAUAUGAGCUCUGAAUUCCUUGAAAAUACAAAAAAGAAAAACUAACAGUAAAUUAAAGGAAAAGAGGUGUUUGAGAAGAGGGAAAUUCUCUAUGGGUGGCAGUAGGCUGCAAAAUGUCCAGAAGGUGUGGCACAUGGGGUUCACCUGGAUGAGCGUUAUUCUCACAUGUCCAGAAAAUGGGAAAAGUGGUGGCUCUGUUAGAUUGGGAGGAGAGAGGUUAUAGGCUUGCUGCGUGGACAAAGAAUCGGUUUGCUGACACAGUGGCCACACUAGCAUCCAUGAUCAGUUGAAAGACACUUGUGUGUUGAAGGUUGUUGGAUAAGUUGGUGCCUUUUCCAUCUGGUGAAACUGAUGAUGAUACUUUAGCCAGUGAUGUCACUAGAACACCAAGCUCAGCAAGCAAGCUCUCAAGAGCACCUGUCUACUUGAGGAAGGUGUGAAUCCUUUCUUCUUUGAACAACAAUCUGGAAUGCAACAUGGCAUACCUGAAAGCCCUAAGAAUGGUUGGUCAGCCACGGAGGAACAUGCUGAUGGAGAGAGAGAGGAGAACUGAUAGAUAGAGAAGAAGAAGAGGGGGCUAGUUGGUUGAAACAGGGGGAGGGCUCUGCCCUAAUGGUAACCUCAUGGGCAGACUGGGUGCUGCUGGUUUUUGGUUGGGAAAGAAUCCGUGAAGCCGUGUUCUUUUAAAGUUACAAGUCUAGGCUUUGCCUCACUGAGGUGAAAGAAACAUAAACCUCAUCUAUCUAGGCUCGGACACAAUGAUGUGUGAUAAAGAACAGGACUAGGAUGCUGGCCGAGAUAGAGAUGGAAGCCAGCCUAUACUUUCCUGGGACCUGCCUUGCCCCAGGCAGGCGCCGAGAAAGAACCAGCUCAGCCUCUUCAAGAAAGCUUUUAUUGGUAGACGCUGCCUAUUCACUUGGACAAUGUUCUGUUCACAAAAAUGUUCAGUUCCGCCUCCUCCCAUACUGAGCCACACGCAGGAGGACUUGCACGUGUGGUUCUGGUCGGAGACCCCGGUAUACAGUACUAAUGUGUAUGUCUCUGUAACUCAAGUGAGAUUUUCAUGGCGCAAAAGCGGAUAAUUGUUUGAUAUGCUUGCUGUCGAUGGACCUGUAAUGUUCAUAUACAUAAAUUCACCAAAAUUUUUUAUUUCUCUUAGUCGAGCAUAAAUAUACAUAAAUUCACUGUUUGCUUA